Colletotrichum scovillei is the source of this 1557-nucleotide messenger RNA. RefSeq names its product DHHC zinc finger protein. The transcript is spliced from 3 exons. Gene Ontology annotation, cellular component: Golgi apparatus; endoplasmic reticulum. Gene Ontology annotation, molecular function: protein-cysteine S-palmitoyltransferase activity. The record is from RefSeq and is a predicted model, not a curated record. Bases 322 to 1557 code for a protein of 411 amino acids. NCBI's taxonomy places the organism in Eukaryota, Fungi, Ascomycota, Sordariomycetes, Glomerellales, Glomerellaceae. Gene Ontology annotation, biological process: protein targeting to membrane; peptidyl-L-cysteine S-palmitoylation.
UGGAAAUAUCGCCAAGUUCUUGAAUUAUUCAAAACCUUCCUUGCUGCUGGCUAAGGUACCUAGCUUAUUGACGAGGACCGUGUGCCUACUUUACCUUAGGCUGACACCUCAAGGCUCAGGCCCUCUCCACUCGCUACCGGCCACAGCGACUGAUAGUGGACUUGUCAUCCGUCUGCCUUACCCGCCUCAGCCGGCACAUCCAGCCCGAAGUACUGUAAACUAGGACUAAGUGGAACGUCGCCAUCUCUACCGGAAUACCUAGACUUCAGUUUUUUUCAAGACCAUGUGUUGGAAGAAGUCAUAACACUUAGUUUCGAUAUAAUGGGCGCCCUCAGGAAUGCGGCACUUUUCGUGCUGGCUGUCUCUUUCACCGUCUUCGUCGCCUUUUUUGGCCGACUACCGGCUCUGAGACAUACGCCAAUUGCAACGAUGCAUAGGAUAAUGUGGAUCCAUAUCCCAAAUGGCUUCCUCGCUGUAGACAAACUCAUUACGGGAGGAAGAUUCUCGACCUCCAUGAUACGCUUUGGCAACUUCAUGAUGCAUGACCGGCACCCUACCGUCGUCAUCUUCUUCCUGCUCAUCCUCUCUGUUUCGGAAUACCUAUAUCUCCCGGGAGCGUGGCCCCAGAUUUCGCUCUUGCACAAGAUCAUAGGCUGCAUCGUCAUCUUCUUCCCCUAUUGGUUCCUGUACCUAUCCGUCAUGGCCGACCCGGGUUACAUCACGGCCGAGAAUCAUGCCUACUACAUGUCCCUCUACCCCUACGACUACUCAAUCUUCUACCCCGGACAGAAAUGCAGCACCUGCAACCUCAUCAAGCCUCCCCGCUCCAAGCACUGCAGCAUCUGCAAGCGCUGCGUCGCAAAACUCGACCACCACUGCAUCUUCAUCAACGGCUGCGUCGGCUACAAGAACCAGCACUACUUCGUCCUGCUCCUCCUCUCCACGGCCGUCCUGACCUCGUACGGCGGGCUUCUCGGCUUCUCGCUCCUCUCCAACAAGAUCGCCGCCAACUACCCGCAAUGGGCGCUGUGGCCGCCAAAGGGCAUGGAAAUCAAAGAGUACCUCCUCAUCUGGAGCUGGGCCCUGCAGGACAACGUCGGCAUGGGCGCCGUCACUCUCCUCGCGGCCAUGACCUCCCCGCUGGUCUGGGGCCUGCUGGGCUACACCUUUUGGCUCAUCUACUGUGGCACCACGACAAACGAGUCGCUGAAAUGGUCCGACUGGAAGGCCGAGAUGGACGACGGCUGCGCCUUCAAGCGGAGCAUGCCCGUGAACCGCGUCAAGGACAAGCGGUUCGAGCCGGAGAGGACGCGCUGGCCGCUGCAGACGCAGCAGGUGUUGACGAGGACCGAGGACGGGAUGCCGCCUCCAGACCACGGGCCUGGCGAUGGCGAGUGGGAGCGCGUGUGGAAUUUGAAGGAUGUCGAAAACCUCUACGAUUUGGGGCUGUGGGAUAACUUGGCAGAUAUUUUUGUGUCGAAUUACGACUUCAACGUCAAACGAGACCAGCCGUCUGUGGAGGCCCUAGGGCGACAGAGGCAUUCGCCCAAGGCCUGA